Molecule: messenger RNA, 1207 nt
Organism: Dermatophagoides pteronyssinus (European house dust mite)
Lineage: Eukaryota; Metazoa; Arthropoda; Arachnida; Sarcoptiformes; Pyroglyphidae
Gene: Tfb4
Product: transcription factor B4
Biological process (GO): nucleotide-excision repair; regulation of DNA-templated transcription
Cellular component (GO): transcription factor TFIIH holo complex; transcription factor TFIIH core complex
Source: RefSeq, a predicted model, not a curated record
CCAAUUCGAAUAAACAUGUGAUUUGAUUCGAAAUUGUUUUAUGUUGUCAAAUUAUUUGAUUUUUUUUUUGCCUUCAUCAAUUGUGAUUAUCGUCACUUUUUUUGAAUUCAAAGUUUCCGUAAUGGCCACAUUAAUAACCAAUAAUAACAAUACUAAUAAUGGCAAAGCAAACGUCAAUAAUGAUGGUGUGCAUGUUGUAUUUGUUAUCGAUAUGUUGCUCAAACCACGAUUUGAUCAAUCAACCUUAAUUCAAUGUUUGGAUGCUAUUCUCGCAUUUGGUAAUUCAUUUCUAAUGCAAUCCGGAUAUAAUCGAUUGAAUAUUUUGGGAUCAAGUUCAGUAAAAAACGCUGUACUGUAUUUCGAUGAAAAUUUUACUGAUGAUGAUCAACAACAACAGCAGAAUCGAAUCAUAAUCGAAGAUCAACAGAAUGAACAAUUUGCUUUGGUCACGCAGACGUUUCAUCGUAAUUUUCUACAAUGGAUUCAAGAAUGUCGAAAUAUUUUUCAACAGACAAUAUCGGAUCAACAAACACAACAACAACAACCCGAAAUACAGCAAACAUUAACAUCAUUGUUAUCUGGUGCGCUAGCACAAGCUUUAUGCAUGAUUCAUUCUUAUAAAAAUGAGAUAAAAAAUUCCAGAAUAUUAGUGUUUAGCCUUGGAGCCGAUCAUUCGGAUACAUAUUCCUCGCAGUAUAUGAAAUUAAUCAACUGUUUUUUUGCAGCCCAAAAAAUAAAUGUCCUAAUCGAUGCCUGUUCGAUAAAUAUGAAUCGUGAAACAGAAGAAACGGUUCCAGUUUCGGCUAGUCUUGAAGAUCAAUUUGCUGCUUCAGUAUUACAACAAGGAUGUGAUUUAACCGGUGGCCGCUAUAUCCGUAUACAUAAAGUUGCAUCCAUAUUGGAACAUUUAUUCUGGUGUUUAACACCAUCGGCUGCUGAAAGACAACAAUAUGUUUUACCACCGAAACAUGAAAUUGCGCCACCUGCUGCUUGUUUUUGUCACCGUAAAGUAUUAGAUAUUGGCUAUGUUUGUUCCGUUUGUUUAUCGAUAUUUUGUCAAUUUUUACCAUAUUGUACAACUUGUAAUUCAAAUCUAUUUAAAAGUAAUUUAAAUCAAAUUUCUAAAUUGAAAUCAUCAUCAUCGACCGUAACGGUACUUCCUAAUGAAUAAAAUAAAUAAAAAAAUAUCGAUUUGAUAAAAUUCUAA